AUUGAAUUCGCGCUUGAUGCUUUGCUUGCUUGUUAUCGGCGAAGAGCUGGGCAUCGAUGCCAUUUUGUGCUGUUAGCAUAGGCUUGUCCCUCGCUCCAAACCAUCAAACCAUCUUCCACCUCCUCUUCUCACUUGGCCCCAUCUAUCGUGUGCAUCAUAUUAUGUUGUACUGAAUCCAUCCAUCAUCCAUACCACGGCUCUCGUACUCUCGUAUUGAAUUCCUGGCCUACUACUCCUACCUACCUUCCCUACCCUGCCUAAAGGCGACAUCCUCCUGACCCUGACCACGACCGAAUACCCAGGCACCCACUCCACAUCCUUGUCCACCAUCUUUUUCACUUUGUGACCCAUAAACGCUGUGGACCGAACACUAAGCCACCCAUCCAUCAGAUUGGCUCAUCCGCAUCCUCUGCAACGUAUUCCUCACACUUGAGUUGGUUCGCUCUGUAUUGCUCAGCGGCAGAAGCCUCCUUGUUGCUUUCCUCUACCCACCAUCACCGUCUCCGCCUGCAUUUUAACGUCAAUCGCUCAUCGCUCGACUAUGACUCUUACCUAACCAUCAUCGACACUCCUCUCCACUUUCUGCAAUUCUCCUUGCAACCCCGAGUCCACCGCCCUAUUCCAGCAACAUGACUCUACGGCUACCUCAAUUUCACAGCCUCUUCAUUCUGUAGUCACCAUCGAUAUCCUCGUCAGCGUUCAGACCCGCCCGAAACGUCUGUGGUCUGCCGGUUUAGACAAUACCUACCACUCUCUCCCUCUCGACACUUGGGUCAGACAACACACCUUCACUCUUUCCCGUUUUUCAUUCUCGUUCCGAGACACACUCUGCUCGAUUACGAAACCCGUCCCUCACCUUCACGGCCCUCCUUCGUCCCCAUCGUACACGAACGACUACAAGACGACCCCUCAGGAGCAGAGUCUUGCCAUCCCAAGUACUAUCAGCUACCUCUCACCAGCACUCCUCCCUUGAUCGCUCCACACUGCUGGCCUUGUAGCUCUGCCGACGACUCUCGACUACCAACCACCUUGCUCAAUUCCAGAAACCGAACAUUCGUGGUGACACCACACCCUUCUGUCACACAAAAAGGGAGUCUGCCGGACGGAAAAAGAUCGGGUGCGUACAGGCCAGUGACGAAGUUUGCCGGCCGUUGCACAUAGUCACCUGUCUUUCUCAUUUGAGCAAUCACGCGUGAGCAGAACGCGCGACCACCUUCAGGCUCUCGGGGCAAACUGGGCACUUGACGCCUUGUUUGGACCCGGUGCCCUUGGGCGACGGCUAUAUUCCUGCAACAAACCUCCGGUGGUAAGCCUUGACUGGUGGCAUAUCCCCGCCGACACCCUUCACGUAGAGUGUGGGAAAGCUGCCAGUUCAGCGCCAUGAUUAAGAGGAAAUCAAACAGCAUAUCCUACCCAUAUACACCUGAACCUUCGCCCCCUCUUGGACCGUCAGAUCAGUUGCUGGGCCAGGUCCCGGAGCAUUGCAUCAUGGCGAGCGAUGACUUCCCUCGGGCUCGACCCAUCAGCAUGGUGUCGAGAAGAGAUGGUGUCAUGUCACCCGCAAGACCGACUUUGGAGGACGUCCUAAAUAACAAUGCACCAUCUCCAUAUACCCUCGCCGCUUAUACCGCCUUUCUAUCCCAACAACACUGUCUGGAGACUCUAGAAUUUACCACCGAAGCUAAGAAAUACACGGAAAAGUAUGACCUUGCUUCAGCUCAACUCGCCGGCAUGCCAUUGACUGUCGAUACCGACGAGGGCUUUGACUUGAUUCAAGAUUGGAACCGCAUGUUGGAUAUCUACGUCAAGCCUGGAGCCCCUCGCGAGAUUAAUCUUCCAGCAGAGGAACGAGACGAGCUUGUUGAAUGUCCAUAUGAGCUGCGCCCUCCUCAACCCGAAGUUCUGGAACCUGCCGUCAGAAGAAUGUACGAUCUCAUGUCCGAUUCCAUCUUUAUUCCCUUCUGUAAUAGUUUGAAGGUCCCAUACGCCAAAACAUACAAUCCCACCUCGGACUGGCCGACCAACGAUUUGGAGGUGUCACGGUUAACAUUUGACGAAAGGGCAUUACAUUCUCGACGCCGACGCUCACCCCCCAACACCUCAGCAGCUCCUUUUGAAGUCCCGUCACGCUCACCGCCGCAAAGCCAUCGACCCCCUCAAUCCUCGUCGCUGUCAUCAGCCCUCGGUCGUCAGAGCCAAAGCCGUCUAUCUACUCACGUCUCACAUUCAUCCGCUGUUUCAGAGAGCGCCUUGACAGAUAGUAGUGGCGGUGGACCUGAGAGCCCACCAGAGGACCUGAUGACGACGCCUCCGACGACACCGCCCGCGGGUGACUUGCCUGGCGGGGGUAACGGACACAGUCACUCGAAUAGCAUUGUAGCAUCCAAAUCUCAUCGAAGCGAAAGUGGAGGAUGGAAGAAGAUGGGCAUGAAAAUCUUUGGUGGAGGCAAGAAGAAAACCGGAAGUUUUAAUGAAUGAAUGGGUUGAAGAUUCUGGAGGCUCGACCGGUCAGCGUUUGCAUGACUAGUGCGGCCCCAUCCUGACCCUCUCAGCCUCUGUGCGGUCGAGGGCUUCUCGAUUGUUACGGCAAUACCUUAAUGUUACCGGGACAUGGCAAUCAACAUAGGCGUCGAAUUGGAGCAAAAGUCGAACGCAUUGUGGAUCGGACCCCGAAAAGACUUUUGAUGUGGUUAUGAGUUAUGAUUUGGCACGUGGUGUUUGGGUUAUUGGGUGGCGUUGCAUCGCAAGAAAUUGCCAGGUUGCUUUUGAUGGCCAAGUCCUGCCUUGGUGACGUUGGAUGUGGAUUUGAUGAAGGGGGAUCAUUGGAUACCCAUCUGGACGGUCACGGUCCACGGUGGUCGGAAUACAUAUAUAUGUAGCCGAGAUGUGGAUGGUUCUUGAGUGAGCAGGAGAAGUUUUACUCUCAGUGACAAUAUCAUUGUCGCUGAAGGCAAUCAAUGUAAUCCACUCAACACCGACAACACUGAACCUUGUGAUUUCGUUUUGAUUCGUGGCUGAACACUAGUUUACAUCUACAUGAGUUUUUGUAGGUCAAAUUAAAGCUUUCUUAUUC
This is a messenger RNA of Exophiala mesophila, 3073 nucleotides long. RefSeq lists its product as uncharacterized. The transcript has a single exon. Bases 1381 to 2478 code for a protein of 365 amino acids. The record is from RefSeq and is a predicted model, not a curated record. Lineage: Eukaryota; Fungi; Ascomycota; Eurotiomycetes; Chaetothyriales; Herpotrichiellaceae.